AUAAUAAGUGUAUAUCAUAAUGAGUGUUAUCGGCGAAAGACAUAUCAGCUCAUACCAGGUCUACGAAUACCUUGCUGUAGGAUAAUGUCUCCGCGUGAUAUUGCCGUGUAAUACAUAGACAUUUAUAAUGGAACACAGAUAUUCUAAAGAUGUAAUCACAAAACCUGAACAUCGACAGACCAAGGAUGAGACUGCAGCUGGUGCUUCGGCCACUCACAAAAAAGAGCCGACAAGAGAACAGCAGGGCAGUGAUGAUACACAGGGAGAUAACUCCGGUUCCAUUUCGAUACCAUUAGAACAUGGCAACAUGUCAACAGUACACGUGGAUCCAAGCCAGAAGACAUUGAACACGUUGAGAAAGGGUGAACCUGUCUCUGGACGUAAGAAAAGGAAAAGAAAGAAAAAGAGUACAAAAAUAGUGCAAUCGUCUGAGUUACAGGUGGAGAAUCCAGGGACUGCAACCAAUGCAAUCCCUAUGGAUCCUUAUAAAGUCAUACCAAAUCAAGAAUCAUUAGACUCGGAAAGACAUGUAAAGACAUCAGAAGUAGAACAUAUCACUGUAAAUGAGAUAGAUACAUCACACAAUGAACACAAGUCCGAGUCCCAGGCCAAAAAUUCCAGUCCUACCUCCAAUGAAUCUAUAGUGGGAGAGGGCGGUGCCAUACAUACAGAUCCAAGCCAGGAAACACUAGAUACUGCAAAAGAUGUUGGUCAGACUUCACAUAGUAUCACGAUUAUCUACGACCGAGAGUUAACAGUGGAAAAGCACGAAAAUGAUGACAUACAGGAGAUGCACCCGUCUGUUCCCAUUACUAAUCACAAUGACAAGUCAACGGAGGAACAAAAAGGCAGCAGUGUUAACAGAUUACCUGAGGAUGAACCUAUCCCUGAACGAAGACAAACGAAAUCGAAAAGAAGGAGAAAGAAGACAAAGAUGGAUCAAACAACUGAGACACAAGCGGAGAGACCUAGUCCUGCAACCAAUGUGUUCUCCAUGGAUCAUUGCAAAGUCGUGGAAGAACCAAACACCGAGAAUAAGAUAAGGACAUCAAACACAGAACAAACUUCCGAGUCCGAGGUCAAGACCUCCAGCUGUACCUCAAAUGUAUCUACUCUGGGACAGGGCGAUGCCAUACAUAAAGAUCCCAGCCAGGAAACACUAGACUCUGGAAGAAAUGAAGAACCUGUCCCUGAGCACAAGAAAAAGAAAUCUAGAAAGAAGAAAAAGAGGACAAAAAAUGAACAUACAUCUGAGUUACAGGAUGGCCAGGUGGCGACUCUAACAAGUGUUACCGUUACGAAGGACGGAGAAUCGAAUGGAAAAAGUUGCGAACCAGGGGUCGAAAAGCCCGGUCCUACCUCAAAUGCAUCUACAGCGGGACAGGGCGAUGCCAUACAUACAGAUCCCAGGAAGGAAAAACUAGAGACUGCAAAGCAUGUUGGUCCGACUUCACAUAGUAUCACGAUUAUCUACGACCGAGAGUUAACAGUGGAAAAUCACGAAAAUGAUGACAUACAGGAGAUGCACCCGUCUGUUCCCAUUACUAAUCACAAUGACAAGUCAACGGAGGAACAAAAAGGCAGCAGUGUUAACAGAUUACCUGAGGAUGAACCUAUCCCUGAACGAAGACAAACGAAAUCGAAAAGAAGGAGAAAGAAGACAAAGAUGGAUCAAACAACUGAGACACAAGCGGAGAGACCUAGUCCUGCAACCAAUGUGUUCUCCAUGGAUCAUUGCAAAGUCGUGGAAGAACCAAACACCGAGAAUAAGAUAAGGACAUCAAACACAGAACAAACUUCCGAGUCCGAGGUCAAGACCUCCAGCUGUACCUCAAAUGUAUCUACUCUGGGACAGGGCGAUGCCAUACAUAAAGAUCCCAGCCAGGAAACACUAGACUCUGGAAGAAAUGAAGAACCUGUCCCUGAGCACAAGAAAAAGAAAUCUAGAAAGAAGAAAAAGAGGACAAAAAAUGAACAUACAUCUGAGUUACAGGAUGGCCAGGUGGCGACUCUAACAAGUGUUACCGUUACCAAGGACGGAGAAUCGAAUGGAGAAAGUUGCGAACCAGGGGUCGAAAAGCCCGGUCCUACCUCAAAUGCAUCUACAGUGGGACAGGGCGAUGCCAUACAUACAGAUACCAGCCAGGAAAAACUAGACACUGCAAAGCAUGUUGGUCCGACUUCACAUAGUGUCACGAUUAUCUACGACCGAGAGUUAACAGUGGAAAAGCACGAAAAUGAUGACAUACAAGAGAUGCCCCAGUCUGUUCCCAUUACUAAUCACAAUGGCGAGUCAACAGAGGAACAAAAAGGCAGCAGUGUUAACAGAUUAACAGAGGAUGAACAUAUCCCUGAACGAAGAAAAAGGAAAUCCAAAAGAAGGAGAAAGAAGACAAACAUGGAUCAAACAACUGAGACACAAGUCAAGACGUCUAGCUCCGCCUCCAAUGUAUCUACUCCGGUACAAGGUGAUGUCAUACAUACAGAUCCCAGCCAGGAAACACUAGAUUCUGGAAGAAAUGUUAGUCCGACUUCCCACGACCGAGAGUUAACUAUGGAACAGCAGGAAAACGGUGAUAUACAAGAGACGUCUUCGUCUAUUUCCAUUACCAAUCACACUGGCGAGUCGACAGAGGAACAACAGGGAUGCGGUAUUAACAGGGAAAACAAUGAAUCUAAGGAUGUCAAAACAUGCAACAACAACAACAACAACAACAACAAGGUCCGGAAAACAACGUCAGAGACCAAAGGGAGGAGUUACGCUGAUUGUGUGAAGACAGGUAAGAUAAAACAUAAAGUACCAAAACACAACAGAGGUCAUGUAGAUAUUACUGAACAAUAUCCGGUCGAAGGAAAGUUAUAUUCUACGACAGCCGAGUCCGAUGUAGAAUCGAUUUCUUCAUUUCAAUUCGAUGAUGAGGAAGGCGACUUAGUCAACAGUGACAUGGAAAAAAACGAAGAAUCAGACAUUUACAUCGGAGAUGAUACUGAGACAUGGUUUGAAAAAAGUCGCAGAAAAUAUGAUUUUCCAAAAGAUGAUUCUGGAUUAUUUGAGGAUGAUGUACUUGACAACAGUAUUCUGACAGACGGAGUCGAACUAACAGAUGUUUACAUGGAAAAAUUUACGAGACAGUCUUUCUCGUUAAAAAGAGACAAUUUCUAUGGUUUUAAGUCUGAAAGAGAGUGCAUGGAGCUAUGUAAAUCUAAUCCUAACCUUUACGUAUGUUGUCAACUUGAAAUACAAUCGCCUCACCGUGCAGUGGCAACACUAUUAAAUCCUAGAAAAAACCUAGAGAGAAUAGAAAUUUUAGGUAGAUUUAAAUGUGGACAGGCAUUUACAGCAGAUGAGGUUGUAGUUGAAAUACUCCAAAAGGUAAACCGUGCGAAAGACACAUCUGGUCGUGAAAAAGAUAAGAAAACUUUGGAUGCCUACGGGAAGGUCAUAGGGAUCAUUGAGCGUGUAAGACAUAAAGAUAUCGAGCAUCCUGUUUUCAUUGCAACACAAGAUCCAAAUGCUGGUCACUUGAUGUUACCAAUUUGCAAGACGAUACCGAAAAUCAGCGUACUAAAUAAAAACAUAAAAGAACGCUACCCCACACAGAUGAUGCAUAAAGUGGAAGUUUAUGAUUAUGUUGCAUCUAAAGGUAUACUGCAAUAUAAAGAAAGUCAAGAUAUAAAACCAGACGAGAGAGAUCAAUACAGGUUUCUUGUUUGUUACCUACACUGGGGAGAGAAAUAUGUGUAUCCACGUGGAGCGGUCAUAGCUUUAAUGAAAACAGACGUGAAUGAUAUUAGGAGAGGAUUACGCAUAAUUGGCAUUCAAAACCAAGUACCUACCCAUUACAACGAAUCUACUAUCGGAGCGGUACAACGCUUGAUUGAAAACUCCCAAGAAACAGCAAAUAGUAAUCGGUUAGACCUCACCGAUAAAAUCAAUGCCUUUACCAUAGAUCCACCGCAUUCCAAGGAUUUGGACGAUGCGCUAAGUGUUGAGGACGUUGGAAGUGACACAUACUUGAUUGGUGUUCACAUUUCCGAUGUAACUGCCGCAAUCCCUUUGGAUAGCGACAUUGACAAAGAAGCACGAUCUAGAUGUUCUACUUACUACUCGAUCCCAAGGGCUAGAAAUAUGCAUAUGCUACCAGAGCCACUCAGUCAGGAUAUGCUUAGUCUUCUUCCCAAUACAAAACGUGCUGCAAUCUCAGUAUUCUUCACCGUAAACAAAUAUGGUGUUAUAGAAGAAACCAGAGACAUUCGACGUACUUUUAUACGGUCUAGUAAACGUCUAACAUAUCAAGAAGUCCAAGCUAUCAUUGACGAGACGGCCCUUUCAUCUGAUCGUCUUCAUCGAGAUAUCAGAUGUUUGAACGAGCUAGCACAGCACAUUCGCCGUGACCGUUUGAAAGGAGCCCUGCAUGCAUACCCUGUAGAAUUUGACUUUUCAGUCGACACAAACGACAUUCUACACAAUAUAGAUGCUCACAAUUUAGUGGAAGAAUUCAUGAUCAUGGCAAACCAUAGUGUUGGUCGAUACCUCGUGAAUGCAUAUAGUGAUGUCGUUCCUUUAAGAUGUCAGAGCAAUCCUGAAAGUGACGCCCUCUCUUCAUGGUUGAGUAAAAACACUCAUAUAGCGGACAUCAUCGUAGCAUUGCAGGAUUUGAAACUUAAUACAUCCUCGGUCACCAGAACAUUGAGCAUUUCAAACGCUCCCAAGUCUAGAUGGAAUCGUUUAUUGCCUAUUCAAAACUGGGUGUGGAAGGCUAUUGUCAAUGCAGCUGAAAGAAAUGAUAUAGGACGCGUAAAGCAGCUGAUCGGAAGUGAUGACCUACACCCUCAACAAAGUUUUGCCCUUCAAGAAUGGAUGUCUUUCCAGGAAACUGCCAGUUACAAAUGUUCAGGAUCCGAUGGUUUAUCAAAAUCAGGAGGACAUCACUUUUCGCUAGGUCUUGAUAACUAUGUUCAUUUCACUUCUCCUAUCAGAAGAUAUGUUGACAUUGUAAUCCACAGGCUUCUGCAUGCAGCUUUAGAUGGCUUAGACAAGCUACCUUAUACAAAAGAAGACAUAGAUGACAUUUGUGAUCAAAUGAAUCAGGCACGCAACCGAGCGAAGAUAUUUCAGAAGCAAUGCGACAUGUUGCUCCUCUCAACAAAACUAAGGAGAUGUCCGCAAAAGUUAGUAGGUUUUGUCGAAGACAUGUCUGAUGAAGGAGUGACCUUGCAUUUUCCCGGAUUGAAACAUGUUCCAGUGCAGAAAAGAAUGCUCAAAUUCAAUCUUUUAUACUUAAAUUCGCAACCACAACGCAGUGAGGAUGUAGAUCUCAUUCCCAACACAAGUGAGAAGCGAGAGCUAAUCUCGGUCAAAUGGCAUAGACGUAUUUAUCUCCACAGAGGUGUAAAAAGAAAGCAACAGAAUGACGAAGAUAAAGAAAGCGAUAAUUCGACUGUAAAGAGUGUUGACCCACACCAACGGACAAAAUUCCUCAAAUAUACAGCUUGGGUUGAAAUAUUGACUGCGCUUCUUGACAGAAAUAACGAUAUCCUCAUUCAGGUUAUCGAUGAAACAGAAACCGAUGGCAAAUUUGGAGCAUUGCGCAAAUAUGUCCAGUCAAGUCUGAAAGCUGUACAGGACGUAAGCUGUGAGAAUCAAACAAGUGUGUUUGUCAAUCCGAUAUGCAAAUUCAAACUUCCAUUUCACCUCAACCAGACAGUCGCUGUGCAUAUGACAGCAGAGUACGACAGAGGUACAUUAUAUCCAUAUAUACAGGUAUUUGACAUGACUCCAAAUGUGUCGUUUUGCUUACAGCACGUAGAUAACCCUGUAAAAGUCCUAGCAAGAUAUUCAACUGUGCCUUCAAAGCUCGAAUACAAAGAUGUACAAAACUAUAUCAAGUCAUGGUUACCCAUCAUUCAAAUGGAAGCAGCAACAAAUACUGUGAGAAAUGAAGAAUCGGCUACAAUAUGUGGUGUACCAAUACAGUUUCGAGGAAGAAAUGGUAAAUUCUAUCUCAAUACCCAUUACUGCAAAAUGAGGGAAAUAGAGUUUGGAAACACAGAGUUAGAGAUCUUCAAAGAGGAUACAGAGGAAGUUACACGUGGCAAUCGUGUCAAUGAUGCUAAGAAGAAAGAGCUGUUGAAGGAAAUUGUAUGUUCCAAUUACGUUUGUAUUCGUUGUCCAGUUCGUGGGAAUGAGCAAAAAAAGCAAAGUCAAUCCGCCCAAGGCAGAAUUACUGACGAGAAGAGGAUUUGGAUUGGCCAUGGCGAAUUUACACAUAAGAGAUCAGUAAAAGUAGAGAAAUUUGGACAUUGCUUUGAAGUUCAUUUUAAGCUGCAUGAAGACAACGCACCUGCACCAAUGAAAGUUGCUGAAAUUUCGGACGGAUGUAGCUUGGAAAUACUAAGCAAAUCCAAAGUUGACAGGCGAACAGAAAGUCUGAUGAAGUUACUUCCAGAAGCGACCAGUUUAGCCCGGGCCAUUGCUCUUGCGAAACGAAUUCCGGUUUUAGAUGAUCUUCAUGAAGAAAUUGCAAAAGAAAUCCCAAGAGAUAUCGAAAUAGAUUCGUUGCCAAGAAAUAACCACCAGCAGAACAAUGCCAUCGAGAAUGCCCUCACAUCUCGUUUCAGUUUGAUUCAAGGUCCUCCAGGCACUGGAAAAACUUUCACAGGGAUUAAACUCAUCUACCUUUUCAACCUUUUCAACCGAAAGUUUUACGAGAAGACGCAUGAAAGGCGAUACCUCGUCUUUUCUGGCCCAUCAAACAAAUCGGUUGACCUUGUAGCAAACCAAGUCCUUCAAAGAUUGUCUCAAUCCGAUCUCGCUCCAAGGAUAAUCCGAAUGUACGGCCAGGCAUACGAAUUCCUCGAUUUUCCAGUUCCAGGAAAGAUAAGUUGUUCCCACCGGUCGAUACGUGACUCUAAACCUGACGAGGCUCUAAAAGGAAAAGGUGUAGUUCUCCAUCAUGUCAUACGGGAGAGUGGGAAAACUUACGCUGAUGAAUUAAGGUCGUUUGAUAGAAAAUUUAAAGCUGAAUCAUAUACAGCAUCAAUUGAAGAAAUUGACAAAUAUCAGGAAAUUCUAAGCAAAGCAACCCAAGAAGAGCUACAGAAUUAUGAUGUUAUCUUAUGCACUACUUCUAUGGCUGGGAAUCCAAAGCUGUUGAAGGCGACAAAGGGUAAAGUAUACCAAUGUAUCAUUGACGAAUGUGGCAUGUGUACAGAGCCAGAGUGUAUGGUACCACCUAUAGCGACACGAGCCGAACAAGUGGUGUUGAUAGGAGAUCAUAAGCAACUCCAGCCGAUAAUUCUAUGCAAGGAGGCUGGGGAAUUGGGACUAGCGACGUCAUUGUUUGAACGGUAUGCAAAGCUGAGAAAGAAAAUGGAGAAGUUGAAUAUGAAAUAUACCAUGCUUGUGUGGCAAUACAGGAUGAACCCUAAGAUAUGCGAAUUUCCGUCGCGGAGAUUUUACGACGGGAAAUUAAAAACAGCAAAUUCUAAAUACUGGAUUGUGGAUCAACCUUUGCGAAUUUGGAAAAACACAAAUCGUAACAAACACGAAUUCUCGAACAAGCCAAACAGUGACAAAGACAAUUCUUCGGAGAUCUGUAAGAAAUCAAAUACCAAUGAGCACAUACCACUGGUAUUCUGUCACAUCGAGGGCUCUGAGGAGGUGCUGACUGUGUCCACAGAGGAGGGCAACGAAAGGUCCAGGAAGAACAAGGAAGAAGCAGACCAUGUCGCUAAAGUGUUCAAGUAUUUGAGGGAUGUUGAAAAGGUUAAUACUAACUACAUCCAGAUCAUCACCCAGUACAACGCCCAGCGUCAUGCUAUUCAGGAGACCUUGACAAAGGAAAAUAUUAUCAACAUCAAGAUAAACACUGUUGUCAAGAGUCAAGGAAGUGAAUGGGACUACGUAAUAUUCAGCACGGUUCGGUCUUUGCCAAGAUAUCUGAUAGAGCAUAACCCUACCAUUGGCUGGUGCCGUCAAAACUUGGGCUUCAUCACCGACCAGCAUCAGAUUAACGUCGCACUUACUCGCGCACGUAAAGGACUAAUUAUCAUUGGAAACAAACACCUGUUGCGGUGUGACGAGGUUUGGAGAGACCUAAUCAGGAAGUAUGAGGAUGAGGACUUAGUGUACACACCGCAGCAGUUCCCACCAUCUCCUCGACGUCGACGCGACCGGCCGACACGCCCACCAAGACUAAAAUAAUUUGUUGACGUACAAUGUAAUGCUCAUAUGAGUGCAGUACUAUCAACUUGAUAAUUCCUGAAUAUUUUAACAAUGGCCAAAGAUAUUGCCAAAGUAUGAAAACCGAACACGGAAAGACAGUCAUCUUAUCACUUUAUUUCGUGUAGGUCGCUUGUGAUAAUGGAACUUUUAUCAGACUACUAACUUAUGUACACUUAUGCAACAUAACCUUACACUCAGUUACAAAUUGAGAGAAAAUCAAAGAUGCAUACAAGGACACAGAGGACGUUGACCAGACACCUAUUGUAGCAUGUUAUGAUUAAGGCGAUGGUCAGAUUUGAAUUAGAUUUGUAUGGAUAGUGUUGUUGUUGCUACUGAAGCAGAAGACGAUUACUAUAUCAGAUAACCUAGUAUUAUUUUCCUUGUGCUUUUAUCAGGAGGGUGCAAAUCUAUCCUCUAAAGGUUUUAGGGACCAAUUGUUUCUAUUGUGUUUUUAUUAGGGUUUUUGACCAACUGGUGAAAGGACCUAUUAUUUUAGUUUUGCUUUUAUUCUUAUAAGGGGGCUUUCCACCAACUGAUGAAAGGACCUAUUCUUUCUAUUAUAUUUAUUAUUAUUAGGGUUUUGUUAUCAAUGGUAAAAAAUACCUACUAUUUUUGUUAUGUUUCUUCUUAAUCUAGCUAUUCUUUCGGAAAUGAAUGGGUGGCCUCCUAAUCUGUAAAACCGAAGCAGAUAUGACCAAAGUCUAUAAUGUACAAUAAAGGUCAAAGUAUGAAGGUGUGAGAAAAAUCUUUAAAUGAAGGUCAAGAAAUCCAUGAUGUCAUAUCAAAACAAUUGCCAUAACUCAAAACGUAUUACUUAUUCAGAGGUCAUAUAUUAUAUUAUUUGUAGAUAUUGUCCGGAGCUAACUUUUCCUAAUCACAAGGUUUAAGGUCAGAGGUCAAAUAAAAAAGCUCGCAAUUGGGUCCAAGGUCACUAUUUUUUUCAGAUUUAAAAACAAAAUCGAUGCAGUAUGUCAUUUCGAAGAAUAUGAUGCAUUCAAGUUUAUGAUAACCCUUCCGAUUCAGGAAGUACGUCAUUUUGAAAAUUUCAAUUAUUGCUCAUUCACUACGCUUUUCAAAACCUUUAAGUUUUGAAGCCCGCUAAAUUGUUAGCCAAUAAUUUGUUUUGUUUUCGGGCAAAAUAUAUCCAAAAUGGUAAGAGGUUUAUCAAUUCCUUUUUGCUUGUUAUAUGGCAAAUUUAAAAGGGGAAACAGUUACAAAAUCAAGUAGGUCGAAAAUCAAAUAUGACCGCCACGACAAAGGGUUUUUUAAUGGUUAUAAUUCGAGAACCUUUGACUUGACAAGGUUAAUACAAUUUUUAUUAUUUUUGGUUUAUCUUUAACUUUUCCUCAUUACAUUUCAAUGAAAAAGAUGUCGAAUCAGAAAUAUCUUCAUUUUUUUUUUACAACAUUUAAUGUUUUUCAUAGAUCAAUGCAUUAUGUUAUUCGAAUUAUUUUGAUGUCUUUAGUUUUUGCUGAAACAAUCGCCGUUAACGUGAUACGCCAUUUUGAAUAUUUUCCUUUUUAUCUUUUUGGUAUGCCGUCGAUUCACAUGUCAAUUUUUUCUUCAUCUUCCCUUACUCGGAUUCAGCGCAAACUUCUAUGAAAUAACUUUUUCAUUCUUAAUUUAUUUUGGAAAGCUUUUUUUCAAAGACUCAUACAGUAUGCCAUUCCAAUAACUUUGAUGUUAGUUUUUCGAUACAAUUUCUCAUUAACAUAGUACGCGAUUUUGAAGACUGCCUGUAUUACUUUUGUUGUUGGAUAAAAACACAUUUUAUUCAUAUUACACAUAAUAUAUACAAUACAAUAGGUGUCUUCUCGCAGGAGGGCUUUCACUCAUUCAUUCAUAUUUUUCAACUUAGUUUUUUCAAUCUUUAACUCGUCAUCUAUAUACUGUAAAAUUCUUUUUCCUUACAAUCAUCAUAUUUUCAUUUUUUUUCUCCUGAUUAGUUUCCCAAAUAUUUCGCUCUUCAUUCAUACAUUCUUUCUCAUCAUUUUAUGGAUAUUUUGAUUUUUUUUUUAUAAAAUUAAUAAUAUAUAUUUAAAUUAGUAAAAAAAAUAACAAUAACACCUAUAUUACUUUUAGGAAUGUUAAAAUGUAGACGAAUCGCAUUUUAACCUUCUCGGGUGGGUCCAGCAUCUAAAAUGACUGUCAUGGUCGCCAUCUAUUGGUUACAUUGAAUUGAAACAUUCAACAUCGUAGCCACAACAGCCACUUGGUAUCGAAAUAUUGGUUAUAGGACAUGUACGAGUUAUCUCCUCUCUUCCAUUUCGUUUGUUGGCAUAUAAUACUUUGAUAAUUCCGAUUUCAUAGAAUAUCAUGAAAUAGUCAUUCCUCUGGAAAUAUUGAGCUUUUGGUAUUUUGUACUAAGUAGGUGAAAAGCCCGUCAAAUUGUCUAUGACAAUUUCUAGUUUCGAGGCUCUUUUUUUGCCAUCGUAUUAUCGGUUUUAAUUGCGAAUUAUGGAUUCGUUAUUAUGUUAGUAUUCUUCAUUGUUUUCAUUUGUUUUGAAUAGAAUAUGUUAGAAUUUCACGAUGACUUAAAGAGAGAUAUGUUACAUCCGUAGUGCAACCAAUUCGCUACAUAAAAAUAUUAGUCUUUUUGUCGAUAUAAUACUGUCUUUUCACUAGACUGUCAUAUUAGUUUUUGCUAUUUUACAGUGUGUAUCUUUAUUAUGAUUAUGUUUUAAAAAAAAUAUCGAAAACAUAUCGUACAAUGUACUAAGAGCAAAUGCAGUACAGAUGUAACACUUUCAACUAUGUAUGUGGUCGCGUUAGGAUCACAAGACGAUGGAUAGCAAUAAUGAAUAUUGUAGUGAUUUGCAACAAAUAUAUAAUAUUAUUUUGUUUAAUUUUCGUUAUAUUACUGACGACUAUAUCUUAGUGAUGAAUAAUAUGUUUCAUUUAUGUAAAUUACAAAAAAAAAAACAACAACAUCCGACCAGUUCAAAAUAAUUGCCAAAGCUGAUCGUACUACAUUUACAUUCGCCAGGCGACUAGACAUUCAGGCAGCUGAAUAACCGAAAAUAUAUUUUUUUAAAUUACAAAAUGAUGCGUUGUCCCUGUACUCCAUAUUAUAGGUUGCAGCACAGACAUAUACAUCAGUUGACAGUAAAUUAUUUUUUUUUCAAUAUAAAACUUGCUGUACAUGUUUAUAAGUGAUAUAUAUGGUUUUGUGUAUUUGUUACAAAUGGACAAAGGCUAACAAUAGUUAUUUUUUAUAAUCAAUACUGAUUAUUUAUUUGUAAAACUGUUUUUAAAAUGUUGUUUUCUUAGUAUUAGUAUUGUGUUCUGUAGGCAUAUAUAGUCGUUGUGCGAACAGGAUAUAUAUAGAAACUACUUUGAGGGUUAUACGAUUGUCUAUGUUCCAGCUCCAAACAUUUUGGUACCAAGGAGUGGACCCAAGUUAAAGUUGACAUGACACCUCGUAGGAUGACUCUCUCUAAACGUUUCUCUAAUUACGACCAUUACACGUACUCUACAUAAUAAUAGUCAUUGAUAAUGUUACCAUGACAUUUUCCUAGUAUCAUCAAUGAAAUUUGUGUAAUUGAUUUGUACACCUAUGAUGAAGGGUCAUUACAUGUAGCUGAUAAUAAUCGCAAUAUUGACUUAAUGUUUUUUGAAAAAAAAUAAACCUAGCUAUUUUAUUAAAUAUUAAUCUCCAUGUGACCAAAUGUUAGCAAAAUUUAAUGAUACACACACUUUAUACUAUACCAGUUAUAUCAGUAUACCAUUUAUUUUUAAUGCUUCAGAACAGGGUCGAACAUUUGUAAUAUUUGUAUGUAGUCUUGUUGUAUCAUUAAGCAUUAAAACCUAAACUUUGUGAUACCUACGAUGAUAAGUAUCCAACAGUUUUAGGUUUAUUGAUCAAUAAUGAGUUAUGAAUUAUUACCAUUUCUCUCUAUUAAUUCGAUAUUUAUAUUCUUGUACUUAUUAUCUCGAUUACGCAGGCAGAUGUCGGCUAAUCGGGGAGAAAAUGUUUUUGUAGAAUGUAACUAAACCUUGGUUUGACCUAGAUUUGUAUGGCUAGUGUCAUCAAUUAUUGUUUGGCAUAGAUUUGCCAAUGUUUCAUCAGAUAGAUGCAAUUGUGAGUUGGGACAGAAUCAUCAACAAAUAAAAGUUUUAGAGAAUCA
Molecule: messenger RNA, 12354 nt
Organism: Pecten maximus
Lineage: Eukaryota; Metazoa; Mollusca; Bivalvia; Pectinida; Pectinidae
Product: helicase with zinc finger domain 2-like
Exons: 39
Coding region: 128-8206 (2692 amino acids)
Molecular function (GO): RNA nuclease activity; 5'-3' DNA helicase activity; RNA binding
Source: RefSeq, a predicted model, not a curated record